AUGAGUGACAGGCAGUCGGCCUGCGACGCUGCCCAUCUCUCAGAAUGGGGUCAACCCGCUCGAAGUAUUGAGCCUGUGCCCUGGGCCUGCCUUUGCUCCAAAGUGCUGCUUGCCACUGUCCUGGGGUUGAUCGGCCUUUUCUACAUGCGGCUGUCCCGUGCUAACUCCAACAACCGAUCAGCAAGAGAGCAUGAAGGCAUGUCCUGGCAGAUGCUUACAGCGCUCGGCAUCACCAUGGCCUUGGAUUUCUUCUGCACCGAUCAGUAUCAGCCAAGCAUGCCGGACAUGGCCGCCGAGUUUGGCGUCGACUCUGUGGUGAUGGGUUCCACAAUUCAACUACACCUCUUUACCAGUGCUUUCGGGAUGCUGUUUCUCGGCCCUCUCUCAGAUCGAAUUGGCCGUCGGCCCCUGAUUUUGGGGAGCCAGGUGCUGCUGGCGGCCAGUACGCUGUGCUGCGCCUGUGCCGACACAUUUCUGGCCUUCGCAGCAGGUCGCGUCUGCCAGGGUCUUGCCGCUGGUGUGCUGCCUGUCAUUCUUGCAACGCUCCCAGACUGCUACUCUGACCUGAAGGAACGUGCCAAAAAGCAGAGCUUCCUCACGCUAAUGAUGAUGCUAGGUCGCACGCGAACGCUUCGCCAUGUCCCUGCCGCGGCUCGCUAUUUGUGGGGCCGGGUCCUGGCCAAGGCGGUGGCGGCUGCUGUUCACUGCAACGACCUUCGGGCAUGGACUGAGCUUCUCAUGCUGCCACAGUGUGUUCUGGGAGCACCGCCUAGGGCUGGACGCAAGCAUCGGCGGACGGCGGCGGCCUACACUGUUGACCGCCUCCAACGCUGGGCGGAAGGAGAGCGCAGAACGUUGUGGGAUGACAGGGGCCAGCCGCCGCGGUAUGCCCCCCGUGCUUUGGAUGAUGAGCAGAAGCGAAGCCUUGCUACAGCUUUGGCGCGGGAAGGGUUUGAUCGCAAAGCUUGUAACGCCCUCCUGGCCACGGGACUGUGCCCUGACAACCACGACACUGUUGCUGCGCUGCGGGCCCUCCACCCUGUUCAAACCAUGCCUGCCGUUGACAUUGAUGGGCUGCCCCUGGCCUACGAGGUGCCCUCGGAGCUUGUCGCCCGCACUCUGCGCCGCUGGCCCGUGCGGGCUCCGGGCGCUACGGAGCACUUGCUGGAGCAUCUCACUUCCAUGGUUAACCUCUUGGCGCAGGGACGUGCUUGCGCAGCUGUGGCCCCGGUCUUGGCUGGCGCUGGUUUAGUGGCGUUGCCGAAGCCGCGUGGUGGCGUGCGCCCCAUAGCCGUGGGCGAGGUGCUCCGGCGACUCACGGGCAAAUGCCUCAUUGACUUGGCACGGGAUGAGGCGAAGGUCUUCUUUUGGCCCGGGUUGCAGUGCCGGCUGGCGCUGAAGCUGCUGUUCAUGCCACCCCUGGACUUCACCAACGCCUUCAACACCGUCUCCCGGCAGCAGGUUGUCAGUCAGGCCGUCACGCACUUCCCCGGCUUGGCGAGAUGGGUGGGCUGGACUUAUCGACGACCAACGGCCCUGCAGUUUGGAGCCGCCACCACCGUGCAUUCUGCCGGAGGGGUGCAACAGGGCGACCCGCUAGGCCCCCUGCUCUUCUCCGCCGUGCUGCAGUCCCUCGCUACUGAGCUACGUGCCAUGCCCUUGGACCUGGCCUUCUUCUACCUGGAUGACGGCGUCCUCGCUGGUGAUGUGCCGGAGGUUGUUCGUGCUCUGCAGCAUGUCCAGCGGCGGGCAACAGAACUUGGCCUACAGCUCAACCUCUCCAAGUGCGAGGUGGUUGGGGCAGGCCUGCUGUCCGAGUCUGCUUUAACCAGGGUGUUGCCUCAGUCGCUCCUCUACGCCAGUGACGGAAGCAGCCGGUUCCAGCGAAACUUUGAACUUCUUGGCGCCGCCAUCGGAGACGAGGACUUCACUGCUUCACACUGCUUGGCUCGGGCAAAGGCAGCCGCCCCGCUUUUGGAAGCUAUUAGCGGGCUCGAGGACUCUCAGGUGAGCUUGCGGCUGCUUGGGUCGUGUGCGGGCCACGCCCGCCUCGUGCACUCCAUGCGAUGCACGCCGCCCGCGAGCCAGCUGUCUGCCCUGCACCAUUUUGACUCCUCAGUUAGGGAAUGUUUCGCCGGUUUCACGGGCCUGCAUUUGGACGCGACUCAGCUGGAGCAAGCGUCGCGAGACUUCGCCCAUGCCGGCCUGGGGCUUCGGUCUACUGCUCGGGAUGCGCCUGCCGCCUACCUGGCUUCUGUCGGAGGGAGCUACAAAGCCUGUUGUGAGCUCGAUGCCUCCUACGGCCUUGCUCCUCUCAGCAGUGACCCCUACGUGGUGCACGCGCUCGCCGCCUUCAACGACUUUCUGGCCCAACCCCUGGCCGCGGAUGGUGUGCUGGCUUCCAGGCAGAAAAUGCUCAGCACUGCCGCUGAUGAGGCCAGCUGGCAAAGGCACUUGGCCACCUCGUCCCUCGCUGCCCGUGCUGUCCUGCGAUCUGAGGCGGAGCCCGGAGCACGCGCCUUCCUGGCAGCCGUUCCGAGUGGCCCAACCCGCAUGGAGUCAGCGGCCUUUAUCGUGGAGCUGCGGCAACGUUUUGGAGCCCCCGACGCUGCCUCAGACACCUGGUGUCCGCUGUGCCAGGGCGUGCUCGACACUCACUCCUUGCAUGCCAGCACCUGCGCGGCCGGUGGUGAGCGAACACAGCGACACCAUGCCCUCCGUGAUGCUUUGUGCAACUGGGCCGCCAGGGCAGGGCUGCAGCCUGAACGAGAGCGGCCGGGACUUCUGCUUCCCCAGCGCCCUGAGGAGGCCCGCGUCGCUGCAAGGCGCCCAGCCGACAUAUAUUUGCCCAGCUUCCAGGGCUCUCCCGUCGCACUUGACCUGGCCGUAGUGGCCCCACAGCGUCAGGAGAGUCUGGCCCAAGCUGGACAGGUUGCGUUGGCUGCCGCGUCUUCCUACACCCACACCAAGGAAACACACCUAGAUACGGCCAAGCUGUGCUCAGCCCAAGGUGUGCGGUUCAGACCGUUGGUGGCAGAGGCUACUGGGGCCUGGACUCGGGAUGCCUCUACAGUCCUGCUGGCCGUUUCCAAAGCCGUGGCGGUCCGGACCAACCAAGAAGCAUCGCUCCUGCAUGCGCAACUCCUGCAGGAGCUCAGUGUCAUAGCCCGAGGCCACAGAGCUCGGGCAGUGCUCAGGCACCGGGCGGAGGCGAGCGAGCACGCGUAG
Molecule: messenger RNA, 3228 nt
Organism: Symbiodinium sp. CCMP2592
Lineage: Eukaryota; Dinophyceae; Suessiales; Symbiodiniaceae
Source: the annotation of a GenBank genome assembly